Molecule: messenger RNA, 731 nt
Organism: Triticum aestivum (bread wheat)
Lineage: Eukaryota; Viridiplantae; Streptophyta; Magnoliopsida; Poales; Poaceae
Product: dynein light chain LC6, flagellar outer arm-like
Exons: 2
Coding region: 124-570 (148 amino acids)
Biological process (GO): microtubule-based process
Cellular component (GO): cytoplasmic dynein complex
Molecular function (GO): dynein intermediate chain binding
Source: RefSeq, a predicted model, not a curated record
GCGUUAACAAAGAAAUACCAGAGCACACUCGCCGUCUCAGCUCGUUUCCCUCCUUCCCACCCGCUCGGCAGACAACACUCUCGGCGCCAAGGGAGGCAGGGUUGUGGCUUCUGAGACGCGAGAAUGAGGGAGCAGGAGGCCCGUGUCGAGGCGGGGCGCCGGGGCGGCGUCAUCAGGUCGCUGCUCGGCGUCGCCAGGCUCGCGGAGGACGGCGGCGCCGGCGCCGACGAGGGCGACUCUAAGAAGGAGGACGGCGUCGGCGCGGAGAGGAAGGCGGUGGUGCGGGUGGUGGCGGCCGACAUGCCGCCCGCGCUGCAGCGGCGCGCGUUCCGCUGCGCCCGCGAGGAGCUCGCCGGGAUGCCGCACUUCCCGCGCCGCCUCGAGCCCAAGCGCCUCGCGCUCGCCCUCAAGAAGGAAUUCGACACCGCUUACGGCGCGGCUUGGCACUGCAUCGUGGGGACGAGCUUCGGUUCAUACGUCACGCACGCCAAUGGCGGAUUCUUGUACUUUUCUGUUGAUAAGGUCUACAUACUGCUCUUCAGGACGGCGGUCGAGCCCCCGCCCCAUUGACGAUGGGCAGACAAAUCGCCGUUCACUAAUUGUAUGCACUGUGUGGGAGUGUGAGGACGUCCCAGCUCUCAAAUGCAAACGGUUCGGCUGAACAAGCCCUUGUAAUUACAGUAAAUUGCAUUGUUUCUUCGAUGGCAAUGGAGACUCCAUUUUUUGCAUCA